AGACUAUUCUUUCUUGUAGGAAAUCAACGCAGCACUUAACCCCGAAGAACAAAGCCAUCGCUCCUAAACAACCGACAGACCAAUUAAGAGCUUCUCGCAAACCAUCGAGCAUUCUUCAAAGAAGAAUCGCGUUUCGAGCUUCGAAGAACUGCAAACGCAGAAGCAACGGGCGUUUGAACAACUCUUCUAGUUGCGCAGAAACAAAGAGUAUUUCAACCAAUAACACAAACUCCAAACAUAGGAAAAUAAACGACGACGAAACGACUUCGUCGAAAAAUCCUAUGAAGAAAAAAAGGUUAUCUCUAAAUUUCAAUAAUUGUUCGAAUCAGUUACAAAAUAACGAGAAACAAAGUACGCAACAAGAAGAUCUAUAUAAGAAACUCAACGACGGUACUUAUACCUGUGAUAUCUGCCAAACGACCUUCGAACAGAAGAGCAAGAUCCUCCGUCAUAUUACCAGCAAGCACAGCUUCCACCGACCCUUCAAAUGUUCAACUUGCAACAAAACCUUCAAGUACAAAUGUGACUUGAAAGCUCAUCGUCUAAUCCAUCAAGACGUCGAUUCCAGUUUAUUACAUUGCUGCGACAAAUGUGAUUAUCGUACGAAGACGAAGAACAACCUCAAGUCCCAUUACAUUAGAAGGCACACGGACGAUUAUAAAUUCGCGUGUGAACACUGUGGGAAGCGUUUCAAAAUGGAAUGGGACUUGAAAUUUCACAUUGGAACUCACAGCAAUUCGCAGCACAUGUGUGACAUCUGUGGAAAAUUUUACACGAGCAACUAUUCUUUGUAUAAGCAUAGGAAAGUAGCUCAUUUGAACGAAUAUAAGUUCCAAUGUAACGUUUGUAAUAAAAGGCUCUUAACACAGGAGAACUUAGACAAUCAUAUGCAACAACACAGUAGAACGUACGAGUGUAAAGACUGUGGAAAGGUAUUUGCAUCAAAAAGGUAUCUAGCGACUCAUAUGACUACACAUACAGGCGUGAAACCGUAUACUUGUCAUAUUUGCAAGAAAAACUUUAGAACAUCGCAUAUGAGAAAUACGCAUCUUUUAACGCAUUCCACGGAAAGGCCACAUAUCUGUGAUCUUUGUGGACAGUCCUUUAAGAGGAGAUAUUAUAUGAUAGAGCAUAGAAGGAAACAUCCUGAUGCUCAUUUGUCUUCGCCUCCUGUGCCUCUUGGGAAAAAGAAAAGCGUUACCGACACUGUGACUGAAUGCCAAGCGGAGAUUUCGCUGUAACAUAAUAAUAC
Molecule: messenger RNA, 1252 nt
Organism: Bombus terrestris (buff-tailed bumblebee)
Lineage: Eukaryota; Metazoa; Arthropoda; Insecta; Hymenoptera; Apidae
Product: gastrula zinc finger protein XlCGF8.2DB-like
Exons: 2
Coding region: 282-1241 (319 amino acids)
Source: RefSeq, a predicted model, not a curated record